AUUUGCUGUUACUCCGGGGGUCUUGUUGCUCCCAUUUCCGCCGCUAGCUCUUGUCCUUUUCCGCCUCAAACUCGCCGGUGGUUAGACUAGUUUCUUCAGUUUCAUUCAGAAUGCGCUACGUUGCUGCUUACUUGCUUGCAGUCCUAGGGGGCAAUGAAAGCCCCAGUUCGAAAGACCUAAAGAAGAUCCUUAGCAGUGUUGGUAUUGAAGCAGAAGAUGUGCGAAUGGAUAAGGUCAUCAAAGAGCUUAAUGGAAAGAAAGUUCAAGAUGUCAUUGAUCAGGGCUAUAGCAAGUUGUCCUGUGUGAGUACUGGAGGCACGGCAGCAGUCUCAAGUUCUGCUGGAGCAGCAGCAACUGCUUCCACUGGUGGUGCUACGCCAGCUGCAGCUGAAGAGAAGAAAGAGGAGAAAAAGGAAGAAUCUGAAGAAUCUGAUGGUGAUAUGGGAUUUGGACUUUUUGACUAGGCAUUCAUUAUCAAUUAUAAUAAAUGUUUUUUU
Erpetoichthys calabaricus (reedfish) is the source of this 497-nucleotide messenger RNA. RefSeq names its product ribosomal protein, large P2, like (gene rplp2b). NCBI's taxonomy places the organism in Eukaryota, Metazoa, Chordata, Cladistia, Polypteriformes, Polypteridae. Gene Ontology annotation, biological process: cytoplasmic translational elongation. Gene Ontology annotation, cellular component: cytosolic large ribosomal subunit; ribosome. The coding region runs from base 111 to 464 and encodes 117 amino acids. The transcript is spliced from 5 exons. The record is from RefSeq and is a predicted model, not a curated record. Gene Ontology annotation, molecular function: structural constituent of ribosome.